Teleopsis dalmanni is the source of this 626-nucleotide messenger RNA. RefSeq lists its product as uncharacterized. NCBI's taxonomy places the organism in Eukaryota, Metazoa, Arthropoda, Insecta, Diptera, Diopsidae. The record is from RefSeq and is a predicted model, not a curated record. The transcript has 2 exons. Bases 119 to 541 code for a protein of 140 amino acids.
AAAAAUUUUAUUUCUUCACUUAGUUUCGAAAAUUCAUAGCUUCAAAAUUUUCGAGUGAACACUCCAGAUCUUUUUGGUACUGAUCUCAACAUAGCUUUAUUGCAAUAUAUAUUCCAAAAUGAAUGGAAUUAUCUGCGAGGUUCCUGACGAAGUAGUGCUUGGAAUAGAUGCCAAUUGUUGCAUUUCUAACAUAGCCAGCAACUUUGGUUCCGUAACCAGAGCUCUCCAGCCAUACACAUGCGCUGGUUCAUUGGAGUGUUUUCCAAACUACAGCUGCUGUCCAUCUGCCCCCAUGUCACACUGUAAUGGAAUGCGAAAUUGUACUACAAUGCCUUUCAAAUCAGGUUUGGAUUCGUGUCGUAGGCCAAAGUUUUCCUAUGUCCCGCAAUGCAAUUAUGGGCCUCGGCCGCUACUACGCCGACCAAGCAGUUUAAAAUUUAAUGGAUUAGCUGAAUGUCAAACCGUCAAUACCAUGUCGUAUAUGCCACCAACGCCAUACACUUGUUAUCCAAUGAAUGGCAGAAAUCGAGCAAACUUCUAAACUAGAUGUUAAUUUAUUUUGGUUUAAAAGUAAUUAACAUAUAACUUGUGCAUGGCUAUCAAUAAACUGGAGUUUCCCUUCAUUA